Molecule: messenger RNA, 429 nt
Organism: Vicia faba (fava bean)
Lineage: Eukaryota; Viridiplantae; Streptophyta; Magnoliopsida; Fabales; Fabaceae
Source: the annotation of a GenBank genome assembly
AUGCAGACAUCUUUAACCUUUGCAGCCACCACCACCGUUGUGCCUCUGACAACACCAAAGAGUGUCUCACAUCUUACCACUUUCCCUACCAAAUUCACUGCCUCACGUGCUUCUCCACCUCGUUACACUGCAAUCAGAGUUGCUUCCGGGAACUCUGACCCUUCAACAGUCAACUACAACUCAGCAUUCUCUGUGUUUCCAGCUGAGGCAUGUGAAACGGUUGGAGGGGAAGCUUGUUUGGCAGACAUGUAUCCUGAAGUGAAGCUUCAGCCAGAGGCAAGUAAUGACACAAAAAAAGCUGUAGCUUCAGAGAACAUUGAAAGAGACUAUCUUGAAUACAAUGACCCUAAGACGGUUUUCCAAGCAGAGGCUUGUGAUGAUCUUGGAGGAACUUUCUGUGAACCUGAUUAUCAGAAGGGUGUUUACUAG